GUCGAGGGUUUGACUUUCAUCUUCUCUUUUUUUGUUCGGCUUCGUUGCUUCGCAAGGCGUAGAGAUUGCACGCUUCGCUUCGUCGGCUCCUUCGUGGCUGUUCUACUUCGCUCCUUCGACGACUUUCCCGUCCUGUCGGAUCGGAAAUUACGAUAUUUUGAUCGGAAGCAACAACGGGAGCUCGCUGGCUGUGAAGAUUUCAGGGAUUAAGACCAUGUCAGAUACGGCGUCCAUACUUUCAUUCAUGGAACUUGCUUUAAAGCAGGCUAAGCUGGCUUUGGACAGACUAGAAGUUCCUGUUGGCUGUGUGAUUGUAGAGAAUGGCAUGGUGAUUGCCUCUGGGAGCAACCGAACUUCUGAGACAAGGAAUGCAACCAGGCAUGCAGAAAUGGAAGCCAUUGAUAUACUGAUGGAGCAAUGGCAGAUGGAAGGGCUGGAUUUCGAACAAGUUGCACAGAGAUUUUCCACAUGUGAUCUCUAUGUGACAUGUGAACCGUGUAUAAUGUGUGCAGCAGCAUUGUCCAUUAUUGGUAUUAGGGAAGUUUAUUAUGGUUGUGCUAAUGAUAAAUUCGGAGGAUGUGGUUCUAUCUUGCCUUUGCAUGAAGGCGCUUCGCUUGAAUUUUCUAG
Molecule: messenger RNA, 627 nt
Organism: Dendrobium catenatum
Lineage: Eukaryota; Viridiplantae; Streptophyta; Magnoliopsida; Asparagales; Orchidaceae
Product: tRNA-specific adenosine deaminase TAD2
Biological process (GO): tRNA wobble adenosine to inosine editing
Molecular function (GO): zinc ion binding; tRNA-specific adenosine-34 deaminase activity
Source: RefSeq, a predicted model, not a curated record